This is a messenger RNA of Aricia agestis (brown argus), 1012 nucleotides long. RefSeq lists its product as uncharacterized. The record is from RefSeq and is a predicted model, not a curated record. Lineage: Eukaryota; Metazoa; Arthropoda; Insecta; Lepidoptera; Lycaenidae. Bases 261 to 956 code for a protein of 231 amino acids. The transcript is spliced from 2 exons.
GGAGGGAUGCGAUUCCUGUGAAAAUACGACUGGCUGUGACAUUAAGAUAUUUAGCUACUGGUGACUGUUACAAGAGCUUGCACCAUACUUUUAAAAUAUCAAGUCAAGUUAUAUCUAAAAUUAUUCAAGAAGUAUGUUCAGCUCUCAAUAUUGUUUUGAAGGGUUUCGUAAAGAUUCCAACUUCCGAGGACGAGUGGUUAUCUAAAUCAGGAGGCUUCCGAUUCCCCAAUUGCGUUGGUGCUUUAGACGGAAAACAUAUCAUGAUUCUACCACCACCAUUCACUGGCUCCGAAUACUUUAAUUACAAAGGGCAUUUCAGUAUUGUGCUAUUAGCGUUAGUUGAUAGUGACUACUGUUUUAUGUUUGUAGAUAUAGGUUGCCCUGGACGUAUAAGUGAUGGAGGAGUAUAUAAUCAAAGUAUUUUACGACAAAAAAUUGAAACAAAUGCUAUCAAUUUACCACCUCCUAAAAGAAACACAAACUUGCCCUAUGUAUUUUUAGCAGAUUCGGCAUUUGCGCUGGCUACAAAUAUCAUGAAGCCAUUCCCUGGACAUCAUGCAGUGGAUACUCCAGAACGAGUAUUCAAUCAAGAACUGUCUCGCUCUCGUGUUGUCGUAGAGAAUGCCUUUGGAAUACUGUCUAGCAAGUUUAGGAUUUUUAAAACCUGUAUUCCGCUGGACGAAGUUAAAGCUGCUAAAAUUACAAUGACAUGUAUAUUGUUACACAAUUUCUUAAGAAGGAGCAAUACUUCUCGGAAUUUGUACACCCCUGAUGGCACAGCAGACAGUUAUGUUAAUGGCGAGUUAGUUCGAGGAGGAUCCUGGAGAUCUACCGAUAGAGGGACAGGUAUUACUCCACUGAACGGUGUACCUCGUAGAAGUACAGAAAAUGCGCUAGAAACAAGGGUUAACUUUAUGAAUCAUAUUUUCGAAAGACGAAAUAACAGUCAGGCAUAAGUUGCUUUAAAGUUAAAACGCAUCUAUUAUGUUUAAAUUGACUUCAUGUUUUAUGA